This is a messenger RNA of Haliotis rubra (blacklip abalone), 1357 nucleotides long. Its product is annotated as endo-1,4-beta-xylanase 3-like. Bases 59 to 1357 code for a protein of 432 amino acids. Gene Ontology annotation, biological process: carbohydrate metabolic process. The transcript has 10 exons. Gene Ontology annotation, molecular function: hydrolase activity, hydrolyzing O-glycosyl compounds. NCBI's taxonomy places the organism in Eukaryota, Metazoa, Mollusca, Gastropoda, Lepetellida, Haliotidae. The record is from RefSeq and is a predicted model, not a curated record.
GUAGGUCUGUCACGUGGCACCACAACUGGGACUGGACCUACACGCACCUGCGUCAGACAUGUUGUCUAUUGUGUUUAUCCUAUGCAUCAUCGGGGUAUGGUGUGCUCCGAAUGUAUUGCAAGAUGGCGACUUCGAGGCUGGAAAUCCAAAAACGGCUUGGACCUGCUCGUGCGACCUGACCUUGUCUCCAGACAGCCACACCGGAAGUCACAGUGUGAAGGUUGACAACAGGAAGUUCAAAUACUCAGGUCCUGCCCAGGUGGUUCCGGUCCAGCCAGGUCACAGAUACACCUUCAGUGCCUACGUCAAACUGUUGAACCAGUUACCAGGCCACUUGUACCAUGGCGUCAACAUCAACGUAGACAUAGUGACAACACAGGGGAACCAUCAUUAUGACAACAUGGGCAAGUCUCCCUACAUACAGCUUGGUACAGGGUGGCAUCUGAUAGGAGGGGACUAUCUCAUACCUAACAACACCAAAACGUUUAAGGUGUACAUUGAAAUCGAUCAACCACAAGUAAACUACCUCCUUGACUCUGCCAUAUUUGAGGAAGUACCUCCUCUACACAACUUCCGGUCUGCAGCAGACGACAGGAUAGAGACACUGAGGAAAGCAAACGUCACUAUCAAAUUAGCUGGCACAGAUAUCGACCCUGCUGGAUUAACUGUUGAUUUGGAGCAGACCUACAGCGAGUUCAUCAUCGCCUCCGCUAUAGACGCCAAAAUGAUCGUUGAUCCCAACUAUAAAAAGUACCAGGACUUCUUUUACAAGAACUUUGAGUGGGGUCUGCCCUCUAAUGCACUCAAGUGGACUGGCACCGAACACGUGGAGGGACAUACCAACUACUCAGUCCCAUUCGCCGCCGUGGACGCCCUCCUUCAGCACGGAAAGAAGGUGAAAGGUCACAACAUAUUUUGGGACGUAAAGAAAAGUGUUCCCAAAUGGCAGUACAAUAAACCUGCAGCGGAGCUCAAGUCUCUCAUGGCGACACGAAUCCAGGGGGUUGUAGGGGGACUGAAGGGGAAACUCCAACACUGGGACGUAAACAACAACGAGAAUCUUCAUGGCGACUUCUACGAGCAAGAGACUCAAAGACCCCAACAUCACCCAUGUGGAUGUUCAGAGAGACACAUAAAAGCAGACCCAGCUGUUAAGCUCUUCCUCAACGACUACAACAUCGUCAAGCAGCCAUAUGACAUACAUUCUUCCGUUCGGGACCAGGCUGCCAAAGCAGGCCUGCCCAUCAUGAUCCACAGAGAGCUGGAUGUGGACACAGCGGACGAGCAGGAGAAGGCAGCACGUAUAUACGAGGAUCUCUACUGUCUAACACUACAGGGUGGGACUAUUGUAUACUGA